AAGGAUAAACCCAGUACGAGAGGUUGAGAACAAAACCUCUCUUCCUCUUCUCUAGAUUCUCUCUCUAUACUAGAAUUCUGGACUCCAUCGCAAAAUUUCCAUGGCAAUUUCAGCAGCAACAACAUCAUCUUCCUCAAAGCUCCUCAUAUACCCUUACUCUUCACCUUCGCCUUCUUCGUCCCCAUCUACCAUCUGUACCCUCCCAAAUGGUACUUCUCGCACCAAACCCACUAACCUAACACUCUCCUCCUCCUUCAUUACCAGUCCUUCCACCGUUAUCUUCCACAAUCCCUCCACCAACGUCCGCCGCCGCCGCUGUUUCACCGUCCGUGCCGCUCGAGGCAAAUUCGAGCGGAAGAAGCCCCACGUCAACAUCGGCACCAUCGGCCACGUUGACCACGGCAAGACCACCCUCACCGCCGCCCUCACCAUGGCCCUAGCCUCCAUGGGCAACAGUGCCCCCAAGAAAUACGACGAGAUCGACGCCGCCCCGGAGGAGCGUGCCCGCGGCAUCACCAUCAACACCGCCACCGUCGAGUACGAGACCGAGAACCGCCACUAUGCCCACGUCGACUGCCCCGGACACGCAGACUACGUGAAGAACAUGAUCACCGGCGCCGCCCAGAUGGACGGCGCAAUCCUUGUCGUCUCCGGGGCCGACGGACCCAUGCCUCAGACCAAAGAACAUAUCCUCCUCGCCAAACAAGUGGGUGUCCCCAACAUGGUCGUCUUCCUCAACAAACAGGACCAAGUGGAUGAUGAGGAAUUGCUUGAGCUUGUGGAAUUAGAAGUAAGAGAACUUCUCUCCUCUUAUGAAUUCCCUGGUGAUGAUGUACCCAUCAUUUCUGGUUCUGCAUUGUUAGCUUUAGAAGCUUUAAUGGCAAACCCUAAUCUCAAAAGAGGCGACAAUCAAUGGGUCGAUAAAAUUUAUGAAUUAAUGGAUAAUGUGGAUAGCUAUAUCCCAAUUCCUCAACGCCAAACUGAUCUCCCAUUCCUUCUAGCAAUAGAAGAUGUGUUUUCAAUCACCGGUCGUGGCACAGUCGCCACAGGGCGUGUCGAAAGAGGUACAAUUAAGGUCGGAGAGACUGUUGAAAUUGUGGGUUUGAAGGAUACUAGAAACACUACUGUGACAGGGGUUGAAAUGUUUCAGAAAAUUCUUGAUGACGCAAUGGCUGGUGACAAUGUGGGGUUGUUGCUGAGAGGUAUUCAGAAGAUUGAUAUACAGAGAGGGAUGGUUUUGGCAAAGCCGGGGACGAUUACGCCUCACACCAAGUUUGAGGCCAUUGUGUAUGUGUUGAAGAAGGAAGAGGGUGGAAGGCACUCGCCUUUCUUUGCUGGUUAUCGGCCGCAGUUCUACAUGAGAACUACUGAUGUUACAGGGAAGGUCACCUCUAUAAUGAACGAUAAGGAUGAGGAGUCGAAGAUGGUUAUGCCCGGUGACCGUGUGAAGAUGGUUGUGGAGCUGAUAAUGCCGGUGGCAUGUGAGCAGGGGAUGAGGUUUGCUAUCAGAGAAGGAGGAAAGACUGUUGGAGCUGGUGUUAUUCAGUCCAUUAUUGAGUAAGAAAUGACUCAACUUGUGCUUUUCACUUUUGGGGGUUUCAAAAUUUAUAUCCUUAACUUUUAUGAAAUUAGUUUUGCCCUUUUGUGCAACAUCUUGGAAUUGAAUUUAGUCUCAUAUAUUCUGCAGCUUUAUUCCUGCUCUUGUUAAGUGUUAAAUGACUUAGUUUAGUUGGGGAAUGUUGGAGCUGGUGUUUUUCAGUCCACUAUUGAGUGAUAAAUGACCCAGCUUGUGCUUCUUCA
Molecule: messenger RNA, 1800 nt
Organism: Cornus florida
Lineage: Eukaryota; Viridiplantae; Streptophyta; Magnoliopsida; Cornales; Cornaceae
Product: elongation factor TuB, chloroplastic-like
Exons: 1
Coding region: 101-1561 (486 amino acids)
Biological process (GO): mitochondrial translational elongation
Cellular component (GO): mitochondrion
Molecular function (GO): GTP binding; GTPase activity; translation elongation factor activity
Source: RefSeq, a predicted model, not a curated record